Messenger RNA from Eruca vesicaria subsp. sativa (arugula), 3203 nucleotides. NCBI's taxonomy places the organism in Eukaryota, Viridiplantae, Streptophyta, Magnoliopsida, Brassicales, Brassicaceae. The record is from the annotation of a GenBank genome assembly.
ACAUCCCCAAAAACGCUACACAAAAAAAAAGCACAUCUCACACCUCGAAGACUUGGGUGUUGAAAGAGCGACCUCUCAGUACUCGUUUCUCUCUCUCUCUCUCACCGAACACACGGUACUUGUUCGAUCUUAACGACUUGAGAAUCUCACAGUGCCCACAAACUCCAACAUUGCUCAAAAGUUUUUGAGACAUCUCUCAAACUUAAAAAAAGUCAGACAAUAUUGAUGGUUCUUCUGAUGGACGAGGAAAACAAUCUUAUGGAAGAAACAGCUCUACUCGAAGACUCUUCUGAUGCUGAAUUUGUCUGUGGAGAUCCAAAAGUUGAGCCUCGUGUUGGAGACGAGUUUCAGGUUGAGAUUCCUCCUAUGUUUUCUGCAUCCGAACGUGCAGUGUUUCUUUCAACUCCUCCUCUAGCUUUGGAUGAUUCCUCAUUUUCCUUUCUCGUGGGACAACCUGUUCAAGUAAUGUGGAUAGCCAAACAUCCAAAAGGACAAGCAAAUGGAGAUGAUGAUGAUGAUGAUGUUGACAUGAACCAAUCUUUGAAGUCUUUUAGAGCAAAAAGAAGUCGUUGCUCUGCUAAGAGUGACAAGAAUCCGAAACCCAAGAAGCAGAGAUUGAAUCUUGAUGCUCUUCCAGAGAUACCAUCCAGUUCUUGGGAAGACCAUGAGGUUGCUAGCUUUGUUCUUGGUCUUUAUACCUUUGGGAAGAACUUUACUCAGGUGAAGAAGUUCAUGGAGAGCAAAGGAACAGGAGAGAUACUGUUGUUUUACUUUGGCAAGUUCUACAAGUCAGCUAGUUACCACACCUGGACUGAUUCCCGCAAGAAGCGUAGCCGCAAAUGUGUAUACGGAAGAAAGCUCUAUUCAGGUUGGAGGCAGCAACAGUUGCUGUCCCGCUUGAUUCCUUCUGUUUCUGAUGAAACUCAGAAACAGAUGCUUGUGAAUGUCUCCAAGUCUUUUGCUGAAGGGAAGAUCUCUCUGGUGAAGUACAUAGACGCUGUGAAGGAUCUUGUGGGUCUGAGGCUUCUGGUAGAUGCGGUGGCGAUUGGUAAAGGAAAAGAUGAUCUCACAGUUCGUACAGCUGUACCAGUUAAGACCACCAAACCAUGGUUCACGGUUUCUCAAAAACAUUCUUCGGUACCGGGCUUAAGGGCUUACACUUCACUCACAUCUGCUGAUAUAAUAACUCAGUUAAAAGGCAGUUCACGUCUAAGCAAAGCUCGUUGCAGUGAUAUCUUCUGGGAAGCUGUAUGGCCGCGUUUGCUAGCCAGAGGAUGGCACUCAGAGCAGCCAAAUGACAGAAGCUAUAAUACAUCUAAGGAUAACAUUGUUUUUAUUGUCCCUGGCGUGAAACGGUUCUCGAGAGGGGAUCUUGUCAAAGGCGAUCAUUACUUUGAUUCCGUUAGUGACAUUCUAACAAAAGUUGCUUCGGAGCCUGAGCUUCUUGAGUUUGAAGCAGGAGGAGUGAGUGUUGUUGCAGAGAACUCUUCUGACCAAUCAGAUGAAGUGUCUUCCAAGUCUGAUAGUCAAAGACACCGUUACCUCAAGUCUCCAUGCUCUAACCGUGGAAAUUCGCAAAUGACAUUCACUGUUGUUGACACUAGUUUGGCUGCUGGAGGAAAACUGUGUGAUUUACGGAAUCUGAAAGCAGAAACUAUAGUCUCUGAGCCAAAGACUGGUUUAGGAGACAAUGUGGAAAUGCCCCAAGUGAUGCCUCUGGAUGCUCCAAUGCGAUUCGUUAUUAUUGAUUCGAGUCUAGACCACCGUAAAAAGUGGUCUGGUUUAAGGAGAUGGAAACGUUUACCAAGUGAUGGCACAAACAAGGAUGAUUCUAGCAUAAAAGAGGAAGAGAGUUUGGAGAGGGUGAAGGAUCCAUCAAAGAGGUUGAUCAAGCAUAAGUCUACCCGGCCAGCAGAAACUAACCAUCAUUCAGUAAAAUCUGCUCCAUCUUUGAAACGCAGACGGCUUAGUGCUUGUAUAAAGAAGGAGAAAAGCCUUUCAACAGAAAUUUCUGAAUCAGACCAUUUAAGGAUGGUAUGUCCUGACUCAGAGCACCUAAGUUUAUGUGCGGUCCAACACCAAAACAGCACUCAUGAAGAGAUGAAUGAGGACAAAGAGAGAUAUGAAACCUUGUUAUCAGUUGAUCAAUCAAAAAAGACUAGAACUGAACCGUCUGCUGCGGUUGUUGAGACCCAAGAAAUAAUGUCAGAGAGCAAACCAAAUGGGUUAAGUUUGAUCUCUGGUGUAGACAAUAACUGUUCUACAGAAGAGGUAAGAACAAGCCAUGAGCUCAUUGCAUCAGAACAAGACUCAAAGGGGGCAUGUUCAGUGUCCGGCUCAGAGGAAAGAUGCGCUUACAAUGACCAAGGGCCAGUAGUUAAGCUCCCUUCUAUUACAGGCGCAAACAUCAAUAUUUCUCCUUCCAAUUAUCCGGAACAAGAACAAGCAGUUGAGCUCCCUUCCAUUACAGACGCAAACAUCAAAAGUUCUCCUUCCAAUGAUCUGGGAAACACUCACGAAUUUGGUUCAUCACAACAGCAACAUCACGACCAGCAGGCUAAUAAUACAGAUGCUCCUAGAAGACAUAGCACAAGAAAGCGACCACUGACCACCAGAGCUCUGGAAGCUCUUGAAUCUGGUUUUCUCACUAACAAUGGAACGGAAAGCACGGUUAAGCCAAGAAAACGUGAAAGAUCUUCGAAGAGAAAGCACUCAGCUAAAGCGAGUGCCAGAGCACAGCUUUUGCCAGACAAUGGGAUUGCAGAUAUGGAGCAAAGAGGAGAAGAUGGAAGGAGCAAAGCAACAGCAAGUAACAGCCCCUUGGAUCAAAUAGAGGAUACAAAGCCUAGCUUUAUUCUUAAUGGAGCCAAAACUGAGAGCAAGCCUCCUCUGGAUCGAAGACAUGAUUCAAAGCCGGUGCUAACUGAACAUCCUAGACUUCCACCGAUUAUCUUAAAGCUUUCAUUAAAGCGUAGAGCUUCAGAGGCUUAAAAGUCUUAAGAGUUUGGGUGCUGGCUGGGAGAGGACUGGCUUUGUUAUAGAAUAAAUGUAUAGAAGUAAAGAUUUUUUUAAGGGUUUUAUUUCCAUACUCUUCUUUGUUCUUCAUUUUUGUUGGGUCAAAUGUGACAACGGUACACAACGUAUCCAAGGUUAUUUUCUUCUUUUUAUCCUAUCGUAAAAAGUUAAAUGUUUUUUUUUUUUUG